AUGAGCGCCGGUGACCUGCAGCCCAGCUCCCCUGCCAGCCCGCAGCCCCGCCGGGCCCGGGAGGCGCCCGACAUGGCCGUGUACUGCGCCGAGCCCUUCGGCGCCUACCCGCAGCCCGGCGCCGCGGCCGCCUCCUCCACUCAGCGGCCGGCCGCCUACGCCCUGGCGGACUACGGGGCGCCUGCCAACGCCGGCUACCUGUGGGGCGUGAGCGGCCCAGCCCCGUACCUGCAGGGCGGCCCCGGGCCGGCCGCCCCCUUCCUGCCGCCGGCCUCCUACGGCUGCUCGCGGGGCGCCCCCUCCGCGCCGGGCUCGCCCUCGCCCGCGGCGGCCGAGCUGAGCUGGCUGAGCCUGGCCGGGCAGGAGGAGCUGCUGCGCCUGGUGCGGCCGCCCUACUCCUACUCGGCGCUGAUCGCCAUGGCCAUCCAGAGCGCGCCCGGCCGCAAGCUCACGCUGAGCCACAUCUACCAGUACGUGGCCGAGAACUUCCCCUUCUACAAGCGCAGCAAGGCCGGCUGGCAGAACAGCAUCCGCCACAACCUCAGCCUCAACGACUGCUUCCGCAAGGUGCCCCGCGACGAGGACGACCCGGGGAAGGGGAACUACUGGACCUUAGACCCAAACUGUGAGAAGAUGUUUGACAAUGGGAAUUUCCGGCGCAAGCGCAAACGGCGCUCUGAGCCUAACGCCUCCACUGUGGUGUCCUCUGGGGGGGGCCUGAAGGCUGAGGAAGGGCGUCCCAUCCCGGCUGCUGCAGGCAAGCCCUGUGGAAACAGCCCCUCCCCAGAGCUGGAACUAUCACCUGCCAGGGACCAUCCCAAAAGCUCCUCUUCUCCGGGCAUCGUCUCUGCCACCCCGGGCUGCCUGGGCACCUUCUUCAGUAGCAUGAGCUCACUGAGCAGUGGAGGGAACCGCCUGGCAGGAGGCUUCAGCAGGGAGCUGCACCAUCGGAACUUCCCCACUGGGCAGAUGAGUGGUGGCACCUUCACUGCCUCCUCCAGCAGCUCCUCCCAGGAGGUGCACCCACCAGACCAGCUGCAGCGAGUUCCAGGGCCCACUGCUGCCUAUUACAACUCCUUCCACCCCAGCAGCAGCAGCAGCAGCAGCAGCCAGGCCACCCAAUACAACCGUUACUACAACUUCACAGUCAACAGCCUCAUCUACGCCCGGGAUGGCACCGAGGUGUAG
Messenger RNA from Gopherus flavomarginatus (Mexican gopher tortoise), 1188 nucleotides. It is a transcript of the gene FOXI3, whose product is annotated as forkhead box I3. The transcript has 2 exons. The record is from RefSeq and is a predicted model, not a curated record. Gene Ontology annotation, molecular function: DNA-binding transcription factor activity, RNA polymerase II-specific; RNA polymerase II cis-regulatory region sequence-specific DNA binding. Gene Ontology annotation, biological process: cell differentiation; anatomical structure morphogenesis; regulation of transcription by RNA polymerase II. NCBI's taxonomy places the organism in Eukaryota, Metazoa, Chordata, Testudines, Testudinidae. The coding region runs from base 1 to 1188 and encodes 395 amino acids.